Messenger RNA from Petromyzon marinus (sea lamprey), 9263 nucleotides. NCBI's taxonomy places the organism in Eukaryota, Metazoa, Chordata, Hyperoartia, Petromyzontiformes, Petromyzontidae. The record is from RefSeq and is a predicted model, not a curated record.
AUGUCAGGCCAAAGUAUCACGGACCGCAUAGCGGCGGCGCAGCACAGCGUCACGGGCUCGGCCGUGGCCAAGGCGGUGUGCAAGGCGACCACGCACGAAGUCAUGGGCCCCAAGAAGAAGCACCUCGACUACCUGACGGCAUGCACCAACGAGAUCAACGUGAGCAUCCCGCAGCUGGCCGACACGCUGUUCGAGCGCGCCGUCAACAGCAGCUGGGUGGUGGUGUUCAAAGCGCUCGUCACCACGCACCACCUCAUGUGCUACGGGAACGAGCGCUUCAUCCAGUACCUGGCCUCCAGGAACACCCUGUUCAACCUGGCCAACUACGUGGACAAGAGCGGCGUCCAAGGUUACGACAUGUCUACGUUCAUCCGGAGGUACAGCAAGUACCUGAACGAGAAGGCCUACUCCUACAGGCAGAUGGCUUUUGACUUCACACGGAUAAAGCGCGGGGUGGAGGGCGUGAUGAGGACCAUGAACACGGAGAAGCUGCUGAAGACGCUGCCCAUCGUGCAGAGCCAGCUCGACGCUCUGCUCGACUUUGAGGUGACGCCCAACGACCUGACGAACGGGGUCAUCAACUCGGCCUUCAUGCUGCUCUUCAAGGACCUCAUCCGUCUCUUCGCCUGCUACAACGACGGCAUCAUCAACCUCCUCGAGAAGUACUUUGAGAUGAACAAGAAGAAUUGUAAAGAGGCGCUGGACCUGUACAAGAAAUUCCUCACGCGCAUGACACGCGUCUCAGAGUUCCUCAAGGUGGCCGAGUGCGUCGGCAUCGACAAGGGCGACAUCCCCGACCUAACGCAGGCUCCCAGCAGCCUCCUGGACGCCCUUGAGCAACACCUGGCCUCGCUCGAGGGAAAGAAGACCAAGGACGUACCUAUGACCGCCAGCAGCCGCAGCACGAGCCUCUCGACGGCCGUGUCGGCGUUGUCCACCACGGGGAUGUCGCUGAGCCGCGUGGACGAGCAGGAGAGGCGGGCGGCGCUGGACGAGGAGCAGGCACGGCUCAACGCCCUCAAGCGCUUGCGGGAGCUGGGUGGUGGCGGUGGCGGUGGCGGCGGCGGCGGCGGCGGCGGCGGUGGCGGCAGCGGCAAGCAGAGCUCUCCAGCGUCGAGUGGAACGUCGCCCAACUCCACGCCCGUGCGCAGCAACACGGCGCCGCCCUCCACCGACCUCUUCUCCUCCACGCCGCCCUCCACGCAGACGGGAGGCUCCAGCGAUCUCUUCGGGCUGCAGCCGAACUUUGGGGGAGGUGUGCAGGGCACAGGGGUCCCUCCCGGAGCGCCCAGCCCCUGGACAGACGUGUUCGGGUCGCCGUUUCGCACCGCUAGGCCCGAAGACUUUCCCACUUCCAUUAGCCUUUACUCGUACGAUGCGGCGUGCGGCGCUGAUGCUCCGUGCGUGUCGUCGCGAGAGCACUACGCGGUGUCGAGCGCGGCUCCCGCCACCUACUCCGCUCCGUUGCCUCCGGCCCCCUCCUCUCUCAAUCCCUUCUUGGGGUUCGGCGGGUCGUUCGUCCCCACGGCCGUGUCGCCGGUGUCCGCGGCGGCGCCCGGCGGCCUGCACACCGACUUCGACGCCGUCUUCGGGAACAAGAGCGCGGCGAACAAGGACACGCUGGACUCGAGCGGUGUCGUGAUGCUAGGCGACAUCCUGCAGCCCAUGGUGGUGACGCCCGCGCAGUCGUCGGCGCCCACGUCCUCGCAGCAGGCGGCCAUCCUGGCCCCCAACGACCUCGACUCGUCGCUCGCAAACCUCGUCGGCAACUUAGCCAUGAACCCUGCAGGGAAAAAGGAGCACCAGUGGACCCCCGCGGGUGAGAAGAAGCUCACGGGCGGACACAACUGGCAGCCGCGCAUGACGGCCCCCGCCACCUGGGCCCAGUCUGUGCCUGCUGCCCCCUCACAGAACGGAUGGGGCGUCGCGCCGUAUGGUGCCGCGACGAUGGCGUACCCGACGGCGGUGAGCCAGCCGCUGCCCACGUACGGAAUGAUGGGUGUGCCGAUGGUGGGAGUGCCGGUCAUGGGCCAGCAGCCCAUGUUGUUCGCUCAGCCCGGAGUCCGGCCGACCAACCCCUUCGGGCCCGUGCCUGGGACGCAACAGUUUCCCGUCUCCCUGUCCCAGACGUCUCUGUGCCACCCCCAGCAGCCCCCCGCACGGGAGCCCCCCCCCUCAUCCUCGUCCUCCUCAGGCCUCUCCGUCCAGGAUUUCUUAUAACGAGCCCUCGCCACAGAUGCAGUUCAUGUGACGUGAGGACGAAGUGCCAGCGCAGGCCGACUCAGGAGGAGGGCGCAGGCGCCUGGGCGAGGAAGGGGGGGGGCCCCCCCACACACAGGACCCGUUCCCCCCCCCCCCCCCCCACCGCGAGCCCCCCACGAGCCCCCCUCCCCCCCACUACGGUGCGCACACCACCCAACCCGAGCCGUCCGCCCCCACCCUCCACCUCCACGAGGCCUGGGCCGCGUUACGUUCUGCAUUCCCGUUAUUACGUAUUUUAUUUUUUUCUUUUGCAUAUUUUUUUUCCACAUCUUUUACAAAGUUUGAAUCAAAAAAAUAUAUAUAUGUACGUGUGUGAGUGCGAGUGCGUGUGUGCGCGCAUAUAUAUAAAUAAUUACAGUGACGAAUACAAGUGAAACAACGGUCAGAGCAGCAGUAGCAGCAAGAAAAAACGUGUGCAUUAUAAAAUAAUUGAUGGAAAAAAAAACACCCCACACGCAAAGCGGAAAUCAUAUUACUUCUAUAUACAUUUACAAAGUGUACAAAACCCUCAAGAGAUUAGCAGGACCGCCCUGCCGUGUUCCGGUGCCCGCGGCUCGGAGGUGACCUUGCGCCUCCUGCGAGAGAGUCGCCCACCCAUGCCGGGGCCGCCCCGCUCUCCACCGACGUCCACCGCCCGCCUCGCCGGGGACGGGGACGACGCCGUGGACCGCGCCGCGAGAUUUCACGCGGCGCGUCUCGCUCUUCCGCCCUCGCCGCCCUUGCCGCCACCCCUCGCUACCUCCGCAAACUUCGCAAACUUCUCCACCCUCGCCACCCCCGCCACCCUUGUCGCCACCCUCACGACCUCCGCAACCCCUCUCCGUCACCCUCGCCACCCCGUCGCCCCUCGCAUCCGCGUGGAUGGAUGCAUUGUGGCGGCAGUGGGUGAUGAGGCCACGAUCCGUUGUUGUACUGUACUUCUGUGCUGUCGAGUCUAUGCUGUCCCCUGCCCUUCACCAGCCCGCACUGACCAGGGUGGUGAAGAAGUACGGUGAUUGUGACUGCCCACUCCCCACCACCGUGACCGGCACGGAAAAGGCCCCGAUGCAGCAGGGGAUGUUCACGCUACCUAGAAUACCCACACCCGUACGACAAUACGGGUCACUUGAGACCUAAGCACUGUGCUCGGGCGUCGACUGUGCCAGCCGCUGGCGGGGUCUGGCAGAAGGGAAGGGGGAUCGGUGGCGAGGCGUGGGCAGCGCCAGCGGCGUUGGCCGUGGUGAGAGCUCAGGUGCGCGUCCCCAGCCGCCACCCAGCUCGUCCGUGACCCCAGAUAUCGGGUCUCGAACUUGUCGCUACCGCCCGUGGUGGGCGUCACUUGGCAAAUUGUAACCUCUGCGUGUUGCCAAUGACGGCGAGUUACGUGACAACCACGUGAAUCGAGUGGGGUCAUCCAAUAAUUGAAGCUUUGGCCGCCGUAUAAAUAAAUUGGCCUCGCAAAACGUCGUUUGCGACCUCAGUUGGUACCAAUGUCUGCUGUGUGGCCCAUGGACUCGGAGCGGGAUGCCUCCGAUUGGGGAGGGGACACGCAGGCGACGGUGGGUAGGGGGUCACUUAAGUUCAUCAUGGGGGGCGGGGGGUGGGUAGAGGCCCCCUGUGGUUUUCCCAUAGCAUCACCACUGCCCUCCACCACAACCACCACUGGUCCCGAAUCAAACCUCGCUUGUACUUUUACCGCCACAUUUAGGCUGGAGAGCAUCCCUUUUUAACAAAAACAAAAAAAAUGCGUGUUUAAACGGUGCUGGAUAUGCUGCUUGCGGUCGGCACCCGGCGCGCUCCCUCCGGCACCGGCGUGAGAAUUGGAAUCGGCGUGGCCACCCACACCGAGAUUCUAGCCCACCACCACCGAGGUGGUUCAGGUUCGAACAUUCGGACGGCACGAGAGCCGGCGGCCUCUGCUGCUUUGUACGGCGACGGAGGCUGCGGCUCUGCGUGGUUUUAUUUUUUUCACAAUCAAAAUCUUGAUUUGGACUAUGAGAAUCCGAUGAGCUGAACGAAGCUUUUUUUUUCACAAAAUGUCAAGUCGGGAUCAAAUCGGGGGUGUGGGGGGGGGGCGCUGGCGUGGGAAGGAAAGUCACGGCAGGUGGUAACGCAAACUUGGCGGUGAAAUCCCCUCUGCGCCGAUUUAACGUGCGGGCUUUGCGAAUCGCCGAAAAGGCGCCGGACCGUUGAGUUUGUCCGCUGACGAAGUCUUCGACAGGGUCCCUGGCCCUCCGCCGCACGGUGAACGUCGCGCAGGGACGCGGUUUCCUGCGCGUAGUAAAAAAAACAAACGCGUGGCGGAAUAGAAUUUUGGGACGAGCGUAUGCGGCCGAUUUUAUUUUGUUCGGUCGAUUACCGCAAUGAUGGAAGAGCAGCGCCCCCCCCCCCUCCUCCUCCUCCCUGGAGUCCCGCACGUGACGGCCGGGGGCGUCGCGGCCCGCCGCUCGGGGGCCCCUCGACCAUCAUCUUGCCGCUCCGCGACCGGUCUCGGGGUUUCUGACGCCGUUCGCCGGUUGUGUUGUCAGGCGGUUUCCCCGCGUGCCGCGGACGGCGUUUGCGCCGCCGCUCUGUGAUAAACGGGUCGGCUGCCAGGUAUGUAAACAUGUUUACGCGUGCGAUUGGGCCUCCUCGCUCGUGGUGUCAUUGAGCAGGUGGUGUGGUGGAGAGGUGGGUGGGAGCCGUGGGAGCGGGGGUGCUGGCUGGUGUGGUGGUGCGGGGGUGGGGGGGGGGGGGCUGCACUCGCUCUGUGUUUUGAGCUGCGUCUCAUCGGAUGUCGCGUUCCCCGCUUCUUUUCCCCCACCCCACCAAACGAUUUGGCAUCUCCGGCGUUGCUCAACGUGUCGUGGGAACGUGCCCAGAUUCGCAGGUCGAGAUUAGACGAAGCCACGAUGGUGGCGGGGGGGGGGUUAUCGUUAAUCGUGGGCGCCGAUCAGUCAUCUCAGUCGGUCAACCCAUGGGCACCCUCUGGCGGCUGUCCCCGUGACCUCCCUGACGGCCAGCGAGCCUUCGACACCUCCACGUGGCCUCGGGAGCGUUCGCCUGGCCCCUGGCACUGCCGCCGUGGUGGCAUCGCCGUGGCUUCUGUGGCGAAUUGGCGGCUGUUGGCAUCGGUGGCUGCGGCCUUGGAAGACUGAUCACGGCUGGCCCCGUGUUGACAGAUCCAAAGGAAUUGUUUCCCCCCCCCCCCCCUUACGAUCGGGGAGGGGAGGUGUGGGCUCGGGCGUGUGAGGUCCCUGGUGUUCUCCGGCAUUUCCACCACCCCCCCCCCCCCCCGACUCGCCGCCGCGCUCUUCGUUCUUCGCCGUUCUGUUAAACAAACAAAAAGGGUGCCUUAGUUUGGCUCUCCGAGCACGAGGCAUUACCGCUGGUCAAAGAAUGAGAGUGUGAAAGCGAGAGUGGCUCAUGGUGUGGGUGCGUGCAUCAAUAAGCGGAAUGUGGGGUGCAGUGGCGAGCGACAUCCAAAUCGGUGCCGACUCUGCCGGUCGGUAAGACUCGCCCGUUAAUUCGUCGCUGGCGUGCUGUGUAAAACAUCAGCAAAUUGGGGAGACAAAGGCGGCCGGGGCAUUGUUCAGGACACAGCCACCACCUCGUGCUUCUGCCCCCCCCCCCCCCCCCCGGCCUUUCGUAUGUACUGGCCAAUAGCACUUGGAGCUCUAAGGCUAUGUACGGGCGAUCUUUGUCCCCUGUACUGGUAGUGAGUGGCAAGGGUGCGUGCUGUAAGGGGGAGAGAGCGCGUGUCAGAGCUGCCCGCACCUUCUCCCUCUGCUAGGUUAGUUGCCAUUGGAACUCACCCUGGGCACGUGGGGGUUUUGAACUCGGGGAAAUCGGUUCGGGCGGUCGGAAAGAAGGCGGCGGGGUUGACGCGUUUGUUAAAUCUAUAAACCUUGACCUCCUCCUGCUUCGGUGGGUGGUGGCGGAUGGUGAGGGGGUGGGUGAAGAGGCCUUCCACCCACUGCGACCCCCGUCCCUGCGCGAGCCGUCAACCCUCGAGCCGGCCCUGGGUGGCAGGGGGGGUGGUGGCGCGCCAAGCCCCCUCGUGAAGUGGGUUUAAUUGUUGGUCGAUCCCGAGUUCAGAAAGUAUUACCGGGGGGGGGGGUGGUGGUGGUGGCGCCAAAUCGUGACCUCGAAGCCGCGCGGCGCUGCCGGCCGAGCGAGCAACCCCCCGGCUCCUCGACCCCGGCCUCGUCGAGGCCGCGCGUGCAACAGCGCAGCUGCGUGAAUUCACCCAUUAUUAUAUAACGACAGUGCUACAGCGUCUGCGAUCGUUACGAUGUUGACGAAUUCCCCCAUCCCACUCUUAUCCCCCCCCCCCUUGCCGUGCCACGUGGUGUUCAGCCGGCGCCGUUGAUCGGUGCAGUGCAGCAGUAGUCACGUUUUGAACACCCCACGGCGAUGGUCACCCCCCCCCCCCCCGUGACAGCGUCUAGUGACGCUGCCGAGAGGCGCAAUCCUGGACAUUGUUUUUGUACCCCCCCCCCCCCCCAAAAUCCCAUUCUUUUGGCGUCCCCUUAACCCACACCCGACGCUCGUUGGCACCUCGGCAGCUCGCGGGAUAGAGAGGCUGGUCCGCUUGGUGCUCCCUGGGUCUUCAUUGUGACCGGCAGUGGAGAAGGAACGGACUGGUUUCGCCCGCUUCCUGUGGACCACGCGGGAGAGAUGGGGGGGGGGGGACCCCCGGCUGAAGAGGAGCCUGAAUAAUUCCUCACGGAGAGAUGCUUCUGGGUGAUGGAGGGAUGUAGGUGGCUGGGCGUGGUGGGACGAUUCGUGUGUGAGCUGCCCCAACUUAAUUCCCUCGCUGUGGAAUUGGCCGCCUGCUCCAAAAUGUUUUGGUGUCUUUUCGUGUUGUUUUGUUUUAAAGCCCCCCCCCCCUCCCCGGUUUUGUUAUUUUUGUUGAAUAAUGUUACAGUUGAUUACAUUUCGCAAAUUGGAAAAGCCCCCCGCCGAGGAGGGAAUCCCGAUGAUGCUUUGUAAGGAUUGCUUUUUUUACGGAGCCAUUUGGAGUUAUGUUUCUGCGAUCAAUUUAUGAUUCUCUGUCAUUGAUGAAUUGUACAAUCUCGCUUUCUCUCGCUCUCUUGUUAUGAAACGGCUGCGCUGCGUGUGGCGAGUCCACCAGAUUCCCUCCCUGCGCCCACGAGAGACUCCCAACCCACCUCGUUCCAUCGCCCAUCUCGAAUCCACCUCGGUCCCCCGAGCACUUCACAGGCCAAACUCUCGAGACGUUUUAACAAACAAACAAACAAAAAAACCCAAACACAGUGGUAAACCCACUUUAGGGCCAUGGUCACAGUCCCCACAGCCUGAUAAAGUUGGUAUCAAUUGCCCACAACCCAAAUCCAGUCCAUCUCGACACGAAAUUUGGUAUCUAGGGAAUGUUUUUAGCCGUGACUCUUAACUCCGACCCAGUUCAACACUCGUCUAACCCAGGUUUAAGGCCUCCCCGCUCCCGAUUUUGACCCAGUCCAACUGUUGGCUCAACUGGUUUAGGGCUAUGACUGUAGUCUCGUACUUGAUCCCUAACCCAGGCUUAAAUCCAUCCGGGUUUAGAGCCGUGACUAACGCAUUACAACUGGACGUGAGGUCAGUUUGAGGCUUGUAGUCGUAGCUUGGGGUCACGUGUCGUAUUAAACGCCUUAGAAAGAAAAGCAUCCCCUCCCGCCACUGAACUCGCCUUUAGCAACCCGAGCCCCCUACGAGCCCCCUACGAGCCCCCUAACUCAGACCGAGAGCCCCAUUUUAGUCACCAGACCUUUUGGUCAAAUUGCGAUCGGGGGUUACCGGGGUGAACCUCUCGGGUGGGAGGGGGGGGGAGACACGGGGAGGGUGGUUGGUGAGCUCAGUCCACGCCGCAGUGUGGCUGCCACGGGUGUCCCCCAGUGUUCCACAUUUUAUUUUUUUCUGGGGACAUCAGCGUCCAUCAGGGGGAGCCUCGCCCCCCCCCCCCCCCUUUGUAAAUGUGUUCAUAAUUGUCGAUCCCCCUCUUUGUUGUCAUCGGCGGGCUGUGCUGGCUCAUUUAAGGCGUGUUCCAGUUCCAUUGUUUUUGUUUGUAACGGCUCUCGAUGUUCAAGUCUCUGUCGAGCGCUAAAGUCAAGAUGUGUGCAUUGACCUGCAACGCCGCGUUCCGUGAGCGGUGAUUUUGUGGGGGGGGAGGGGGGGAGGCCUCCAAUUUUAAUUCCGAUUUGGGCGAUCAGCGUGGCGUCGUGAGAUGAAUUUCCUUAAGGACCCUGUCUGCCGCUGUAAUGCGGACCGCCCUCUGCGUCAAGAGAACCGCACCGACGGAAGUUGACCUAAGAGAACUACUUCGGAAGCAAGUCGCCUCGCUUAUCCACACGAGGGGGGGGGGGUGGUUGUGGGGCCACGCGGGUUUUUUGUGUUAAUGCCACGAAAAGAGUACGUCGUCGCAUGCCAAGUCUAACCGAAAUGUUUAAUUCUCAGAUUUAUAAUUUGCCGAAUUAAAUGAAAACCAAAUUUAACGUGGUGGAUUUGUUUGUUUUUUUUUGUCUACUUACCGGGGCUGAGACCAUCAUCACUUUGCUCCCUUGAGGAAGGGGGGAUCCUGCUUUAAUGCCGGGGCGGCGGCUGUAACCCGGGGUCGAACCCCGGGGUCGAACCCCCCCAACGGGGUCUCGGCGAUGCCGCCUCGGGGUCUCUCGACCCCACCGAGCCCACGUUGCCAGCUCCUCCCCCCAGUCGGCGGUGCCGUACGGACCCGGUCGUCUCCACGUUUGUGCGGCUUUGCCAAUCUCCACCGCUCGCUGACGUUGGCACUCGCACGGUUUUGAGCAGCGUCGGAAGCCAACUGGAAAACGCCUUAACUAUUCAUCCAGUUCGAUCCUAUCACGGGGGUGGGGCAGCUCGAAGAGCCCUCCGUGUGUCUAUCCGUGUGUGUCUCUGUAUAUCUCUCCGUUGCUCUCUAUCAGUGGGCUGGAUCAGCCCCCCCCCCCUUUUGCGGGGUGGCCUGUUGACGCUUUAAGGCGCGCGUUUGAGAUGGAAAUAAAAAGGCGCCUUCUGGCUGAACCCAA